AUGGCGGGCCUCGCUCUUUUCGUCUGGCUUACGCUUUGCUUUGGCGCAGUCAACGCGGCAAUCGCUCAUCUCCCACAGCGUCAAGUCAACAAACCACCAUCGUAUUCAUCGGUACAUUCCCUCGAUCAACAUUACUCCUUCGACCCUCGUGAUGGCUGGGAGGCGGUCAACAUCUCGGACCUAGCUUACAAAUACAAUACCAGCACAGCAAAUCGCCUUCAGGCUGACAAAAUCAAGAGGAACAGCGGCGGUAUCGUCAAGGGGGCGGCCGACAAGGUCUCUGGCAUCUUAAAGACGGUUGAUAAGGUCUUGAAAGCCAUCGGCGAUACAAACUCAGUAGCUAUUACAUGGUACACAGGCCAAGACCUGAAGAACCCUAGUUGCUGGAGCAAUGGCCAUUGGACUCCGUCGGACAAGUCCAUGGUCGGAGCCGUUACCUUAGAGGGCUGGAAAUCAAAACCGGAAUGCCUCAAGUUUGUGCAAAUUUGCAACGGCCCUGAGAAGUGCAUCUUCGUCCGUAUUGUGGACACCUGCGCUGGCUGUGCCAAAGGUUCAAGACACGUAGACCUCACCAAAAAUGCUUUUACACAGCUCGCUAAGCUUGAAGAGGGGAUUUUGACGGUGCAACUACGAAUGGCUACCGAACCAACCAAUGAUGAUUGGUGA
This is a messenger RNA of Coniophora puteana RWD-64-598 SS2, 666 nucleotides long. RefSeq lists its product as uncharacterized. The transcript has 5 exons. The record is from RefSeq and is a predicted model, not a curated record. Bases 1 to 666 code for a protein of 221 amino acids. Lineage: Eukaryota; Fungi; Basidiomycota; Agaricomycetes; Boletales; Coniophoraceae.